AUGUCAGUUUCUGGAAAGAAAGAGUUUGAUGUGAAACAGAUCCUAAGGCUACGCUGGAGGUGGUUCAGUCACCCCUCUCAAGGUUCCACAGGCACUGGAGGCUGCCUUCAGGAAGGAUAUGAGCAUAGAGGGACACCGGUUCAGAAUAGGUUGAAGAGCCACUCUCGGGACAGAAAUGGGCUAAAGAAAAACAACAGUCCUGUUCACCACAAUAUACUGGCACCAGUGCCAGGUCCAACCCCUGUGCACCACCGAUCUAUUCAAACCUGGCAUCAACAAAACCUCAUAGAACAGCUGCGAGCAAAUGAGGAUAUCCCCAAAGCAAGCACAGAGGAAAAUUGUGUUAAAGAAGAUUCAAGUAAAAAUAUACAGGAGUUGCAGAUGAUCACAGACGAAAAUACAGAUGAAUCCACUGAGAGAUUAUCAAUAACUAGCUGUUCACCCACUGGAAUGAACACCAAUGGCUCAGAUGAAUACUUCCAAUCUACAAAUCAUGCAGAGCAGACAUUCCGCAAGAUGGAGAACUAUCUCCAGCAGAAGCAGCUGUGUGAUGUUCUUCUCAUUGCUGGAAAUCACAAGAUUCCAGCUCACAGAUUGGUUCUUAGUGCCGUGUCUGAUUAUUUUGCUGCAAUGUUUACUAAUGAUGUGCGUGAAGCAAAAGAAGAGGAGAUCAAAAUGGAAGGAGUGGACCCAGAUGCACUGAAAGCUUUGGUGCACUAUGCCUAUACAGGUGUUUUAGAGUUAAAGGAAGACACUAUAGAAAGUUUGCUGGCUGCAGCUUGUCUUCUCCAGCUGUCUCAAGUCAUUGAAGUGUGUUGCAACUUUCUUAUGAAACAGCUCCAUCCUUCAAACUGCUUAGGGAUUCGAUCCUUUGGAGACGCGCAGGGUUGCAUGGAACUCUUGAAAGUGGCACAUCUGUACACUAUGGAACACUUCACAGAAGUGAUAAAGAAUCAGGAAUUUCUUUUGCUUCCUGCUAGCGAAAUAGCAAAACUCCUGUCUAGUGAUGACAUCAAUGUACCAGAUGAAGAAGCCAUAUUCCAGGCUUUAAUGAUGUGGGUGAGACAUGAUUUGCAAAGCAGGCAACGAGACUUAGGAAUGCUCCUCUCUUACAUUAGACUGCCACUACUCCCACCACAGUUACUAGCAGAUCUUGAAAAUAGCCCAAUGUUCACACAUGACCUUGAGUGUCAGAAACUUCUUAUGGAAGCUAUGAAGUAUCAUCUCCUACCAGAAAGAAGGUCCAUGAUGCAGAGUCCUCGAACUAAACCUAGGAAGUCUACAGUGGGUGCACUUUAUGCUGUGGGAGGCAUGGAUGCUACUAAAGGUACCACUACAAUUGAGAAAUAUGACCUUAGGACAAACAGUUGGAUACAAAUUGGUACCAUGAAUGGUAGACGAUUGCAGUUUGGAGUAGCAGUAAUUGACAACAAGCUCUAUAUUGUGGGAGGAAGAGAUGGCCUGAAAACCUCUAAUACAGUUGAAUGUUUCAAUCCAGCUACCAAAGUUUGGACUAUAAUGCCUCCUAUGUCAACUCACAGACACGGCUUAGGCGUAGCAAUGCUUGAAGGACCAAUGUAUGCUGUUGGCGGUCAUGAUGGAUGGAGUUAUCUUAAUACAGUAGAAAGAUGGGACCCCCAGGCACGGCAAUGGAAUUAUGUUGCUAGCAUGUCAACUCCUAGAAGCACAGUCGGGGUUGCAGCAUUAAAUAGCAAAUUAUAUGCAGUUGGUGGACGGGACGGCAGCUCCUGCUUAAAAUCCAUGGAAUGCUUUGAUCCUCAUACUAACAAAUGGAGUAUGUGUGCUGCAAUGUCUAAGAGGCGAGGAGGUGUUGGUGUUGCAACGUACAAUGGAUUUUUAUAUGCAGUAGGAGGUCAUGACGCACCAGCUUCCAACCACUGUUCUAGACUUUCUGAUUGUGUGGAAAGAUAUGAUCCUAAAACUGACACCUGGACAACAGUGGCACCUUUAAGUGUACCACGAGAUGCUGUUGGCGUUUGUCCUCUUGGGGACAGAUUAUAUGCAAUAGGAGGCUAUGAUGGACACAGUUACCUGGACACUGUGGAGUCAUAUGAUGCACAAAAUAAUGAAUGGACAGAGGAAGUCCCUGUCAAUAUUGGAAGAGCUGGAGCUUGUGUUGUUGUGGUGAAAUUACCAUGAUGGAUGUCCCUGGUGUGAAAUAAACCCUGAGUACAGUUCCAUAAAAACCAUGUGACAGGAGGAGAAGAAACAAGUUCCAGAACAUAAUACAAAUGACAUACCGUAUAUACUCAUUCAUAAUCCGAAUAUUUCUGGUAAAAAAGUGACGCAUCAAGGAGCGGGGUCGGUUUAUAAGCUGGUCUACCACAAAAUAUGAUGAUUUUAAACUCUGUGGAAUCACUGAAUUGAAUAUCUAAUACAUUGUUGUUUUGUUUACCUGGAGCGUCUGCAGGCCACAGGGAGCUGAGGGGCUCCAGGCCUGCAGACACUCUAAGUAAACAAAACAUCCCACCAGCGGCUUACCCUACCUAUUUAUUGAUGUCAAUACUGCAGCAUUUUAAAGUUGCAAAGGCUUUGUUUAGUGGACUAGAUUGGCUUGAAAGGAAUACUAAAAGAGCAGUACUUCAGAUUUGCAUGACAUUUGACACAUGCAUUUCACAAAAAGCUAUGCCUUACAAGCAAUCAGAAAAACACAAUGAAUGAUAAUACUAUAGCACUGGCGUCAGUCUGCUACUGUGUAAUUUGAUCUCUUCAUACAUUUCUACCAAUGGACCUCUUGGAAUGUCUGCAGGCACAGAGCCCCUCAGCUCCCAUUGGCUGGGAACAGCAAACUGCAGACAAUGGGAGCUGAGGGGCUCAGUGCCUGCAGACGCUCCAGGUAAAUAAAACGUCUAGGUCCGCUAGUGGCUUACCCUAACAGGCCAGAGGCAAAGAUUGCAAACCCCUGAAAUAUAGGGUCGGCUUAUGAAAGGGUCAUACAGUUUUUGCUAUUUUUACCUAAUCAUCUUUCGGGGGAGGGUCAGCUUAUAAAUGAACAGGCUAAUGAACGAGUCUAUACGGUACAUUUUCACAGCUCUGUACUGGAGGAAGACUCAGAUUUGAGCCAUUAUGUAGUUUGAGCACAAAACUGAAGUUUAUCGCCAUUGCACAGACAGGUUUCUGCAAAACAUGAAUCAUAUGCAAGUAUCAAUACUUUGUUACACUUGAUACACAGUAAUACAAUAGUAUGUUUAAAUGGUUCAAGUCUAUUAUAAAACUUUACUUCUUGUUAUUAAUAAUAUAUAACAGCAGCUAAAGUGAUAGAUGUGUGUCACUGAAUAAGACAUAAUAUACAUUUUCUUGUCCAUAUCAGUGGCAAUGUUAAUACACCUCUACCCCGAUAUAACGUGACCUGAUAUAAACACAAAUUCGGAUAUAACGCGGUAAAGCUGCACUCUCGGGGGGCGGGGCUGGGCGCUCCAGCAGAUCAAAGCAAGUUCAAAAUAACGCGGUUUCACCUAUAAUGCGGUAAGAUUUUUUGGCUCAUGAGGACAGCGUUAUAUCGGGGUAGAGGUGUAUGUUUAGAAAACAAGAAAUUUGUAUUUAAGUAAGUGAAAAGCAGACACUGGAUAAAAUAAAUCUUCAACAAUAGAUAACCACGCAAAAGACAAUUUGAGAGCUAACACUGGCAACAGAAAAAUCACAAUAAAAGUUCCUUUAAAGUAAGUUUACGUUUAAUGACAUCUAAUUUCACAAAUGAGAAUAUUUAGUGGAUUUUUUAAAAGUAUAUAGAAGCAAAUUAUAUCAGAAAAUUGUGGAACUGUUUCUAUGCAAAAUUACAAAACCUAGUUACUAAUAAUAAGGGUGAUACGGUGUAACUUUUCAUUAUUAAACAUUGACAGAAUAAUCAUUUUUAGCAAUAUAGCCGAUUAAAUUCUCUAACAUUUAAAAAUAUAUGCCCGAGUCUGAAGAAAUCAUUCUCUUAAGUUUCUGCCACUGAAAUGAAAUCUCAUGUAUAAAAAAAGAUUGCCAAUGUAACUUGCAGUAUCUAAAAAUUGGUAAUUUGAUAAUGCAUUGAUAUGCACUAGUAGUAUCCUGAUCACACACUCAGCCCACUAACUGUCAAUAUAUUUUAAAGAAAUUGUCUUUUCUUGGAAUAAUCAGAAUGCAUUAGAUUUAUCACUGGUAAAAUGUUAGUGUAAUUACGUUAAUCAAAUAUAGCUUACAUAAUGGAAAAAUGUAUAUCAUAUUGAUAUGACAAUCUAUGACCUCAGCUGAAGAGUGCCAGCUUCCUCACAUGUACAGUAUAAAAUAUUGUAGUCAAGGAACAUGUGUACUGUGUAACAUUAUGUACCAUUAAAAUAAGCAUGUUUACAUUUUAUCUGAAACCAUCUAGAAUGCUAAGAAUGAAGAUAAAUUUCACUGAAUCAAAGAAUCACUUGAAAAACAGCACAUAAUAUUCAGCAUGCAAAACAUCUCUUUCAUGUGCCAGUUUAUAUGAAGGAUUUUUUUUCCAUUUCUGAUAAUUUUGUGUGCUGGAAUUAUACAGUAGGGAAUGUUAUCAUAUAUGUAAAAUGUUCUAUACCGUAAAACAUGAUAUAUGGGUAGUGUCUAUGUUAGCCUUUAAAACUCAUCAUUUCAUUAUGAGAAAAAAUCAGGGUAAAACAGUAAGAAAUGUGCUUUAUGAAUAUGUAGACAACUUUGGGGAUGGAAUGUUGCAUUUUCAGAACUCUGCAAUAUGCUAUUUUAACAGGCUUUAUACUAUAUAUUGUGUAGAAAAAUUCUAAGACUUAGCAACCAUGGGAUUAUUUAUAAAAAAAAAUAAAAUGUUUUUAAACUUGCAAAUCAAUUCACACAAAUUAUGUUUAUAA
Molecule: messenger RNA, 4829 nt
Organism: Mauremys mutica (yellowpond turtle)
Lineage: Eukaryota; Metazoa; Chordata; Testudines; Geoemydidae
Gene: KLHL4
Product: kelch like family member 4
Exons: 11
Coding region: 1-2160 (719 amino acids)
Molecular function (GO): protein binding
Source: RefSeq, a predicted model, not a curated record